AUGGAAUCAGCAGCUUUCAUGCCAGAAAAGAAAAGAAAAAAAAUUUCAAUCAAUCAUUCAUUUUCCACAAUUAAAAACAAUGGUUUAAAAAAAAAAAAUUUUAAAAAAAGAUAUUGAGCCACUAUAAGGAUUAUUACUCCUCGACGUAUUAAAUGUCCGCCCAACCGUUUAUCUGCCUAACCAUCCCUCACUGACUCCAACUGCAUCUCCAUCAACCCUUCAUUUCUUUUUCCUUUUCUCUUUUUGCCCUUUUCUUCCCUCGACGAGAUUCAUAUUCUUCUUCUGGUUAAAAAAAUUGUAGUACUAUUCUGUCCAGCCACUUGGCCAUCAUUCACAUGUUAUUUCAGAUCAUGAUACGUUAAUUUUUCAAAACCCUCCCAAAUUAAUUCUUUUAGUCGUUGGCAUUUUACUAUGACCACUUCUACUGUUACUGUUGUGUCUAAUAAUUUUCUAUAAAACCAUUCUCACUUCGAUUCAGAGAAUUCCGCAGAUCCACUUCCACUUUUCCUUCCACAGACCAAAUAUGGAGCAGUGUUUCUUUGAGCAAUUGAAAUCCCAACCCGUAUGGCUUAUCCUGCUUGUUUCCUUAGGCUGUUUCAAGCUACUCAGGUUUCUCUACUCUGUUCUCAACUGGGUUUAUGUCAACUUCCUUAGGCCCGCCAAGAAUCUCAAGAAAUACGGGUCCUGGGCUCUCGUCACCGGACCCACUGACGGCAUUGGCAAGGCUUUCGCUUUCCAAUUCGCCCGGAAGGGGCUCAAUUUGGUGCUCGUUGGCCGGAACCCAGAUAAGCUCCGGGAAGUAUCCGAGUCUAUCCAGGCUAAGUACGGCAAGACCCAGAUCAAGAGCGUGGUGGUUGACUUCUCUGGUGAUUUGGACGAGGGAGUUGUCAGGAUUAAGGAGGCGAUUGAUGGGUUGGAUAUCGGUGUUUUGGUUAACAACGUUGGGUUGUCGUAUCCCUAUGCUAGGUAUUUCCACGAGGUGGAUGAUAAAUUGUUGGCUGAUUUGAUUAAGAUUAACGUGGAAGGGACUACUAAGGUUACUCAAGCUGUGUUGCCAGGGAUGCUUCAGAGGAAAAGAGGGGCCAUUGUGAAUAUAGGUUCUGGCGCUGCCAUUGUCAUCCCUUCUGAUCCUCUUUAUGCAGUUUAUGCUGCCACCAAAGCAUAUAUUGAUCAGCUCUCUAGAUGCCUCUACGUGGAGUACAAAAAGAGCGGAAUUGAUGUGCAGUGUCAGGUAUGAAAAUGAAAAUGAGUCUUCGUUUCAUUUUAUGUUAUUGUGGAUUCUGAAUAGAUUUCAUAUAUUCUCUCGAAGUUGUUGUCGAUUACUGUUGUACAGAGUAUGUGUGUACCAACCCAGGAAAGAUAACAUUUGUUUUGAGGCUCAUUCUGAAAUUCAAACUCAUUAGGCCUAGAUCUUAUUCUGCUGUAACUUUUGAUACUUUAUGCUGAUCUACUUGAAGCUCGGGAGAAUAGUAAAUUAAAAAAGGUCAUGAGACUUAGAUAACAACUUCAGUGGUUUCUUGUAGCUGGUAUGUUGGUUAGAACCUUUCUCCAUCCAGUAUAAGUAUCCAUGAAGUCCACUGGUAUUCAAUUAUUGCUAUGCAUGCUGGAAAGGUAUCGUAAGUAUGUUUGGUGUUUGCAUGGGGAAUGGUUGGUUCAUAAGGCUGUGUGUUUUAUCUUACCAUUUAUUUCCGUUCAAGUUUAGUUUGGCUUCUCAAAUCUGCAACCUCAGGUCAUAUAAAAACAGAUCUCACCGAUGCUCUGAGGCUCCUCUUCUUUUUUUCCUUGGCUGAAACCAAAAGAUUAUAUGUAUACUUUCUUAUAUCUGUUUCUUGGGAAUUUUCUGCCUAAAUGAUUGAUGUAGCUUCUGUAUGAUUCUUUUUUUCCUUGGCUGAAACCAAAAGAUUAUGUAUACUUUCUUAUAUCUGUUUCUUGGGAGUUUUCUGCCUAAAUGAUUGAUGUAGCUUCUAUAUGAUUCUUUUUUUCCUUGGCUGAAACCAAAAGAUUAUGUAUACUUUCUUAUAUCUGUUUCUUGGGAGUUUUCUGCCUAAAUGAUUGAUGUAGCUUCUAUAUGAUUUAUGAGUUUUGCUGCUGUUUUCUCAAUCCCUUAUUGAUCUUUAUUUUCUGGAACUUUCUUCUUUUUGGGAUGAAGCAAUAUCUUUUUGUAGAAUUCUGCUUGCAAAAGCUUGAUCUUUUUAGAUACACCAAACCUGAAUUCUGUGCUUUACAUUAUACCCCACUGAAAUGAGCUCACAUCUAACUUUCUCUUCUUGCUGUUGUUUCCAAGUAUGAUCACCACUUUAAUGUACAUGCAUUUGGUUUUAUUGUUUCGAGUUGUACAUUUUCUCAUACUCUUCCUUCAUACGUACAACAGGUACCAUUAUAUGUGGCGACUAAGAUGGCAUCAAUCAGAAGAUCCUCCUUUUUUGUUCCAUCAACAGAUGGCUAUGCUCGGGCCGCAUUGCGCUGGAUUGGCUAUGAACCUCGUUGCACGCCGUAUUGGCCACAUACUCUUUUAUGGGCCUUGCUGUAUUCGUUGCCUGAAUGGGUGGUUGAUGCUUGGCGUCUGCGUUUCUGCCUCGGAAUUCGAAAGAGAGGGCAACUCAAAGACUCCCGGAAGAAGGAAUAGAAUUCUGAAGUUGAUGAAGUUUUCUUUCCCUUUCAGGGAUGUGAACUAAAAUUUUCUACUACGGUUUUGAUAUUAUCAUUUAGUAUCCCAUUUCUAUUUUUCUUGUGAUUAAUUCAUGAAGGUUGUGAAAAAAGUUUGGAACCUGUUGUAUUCAGUCCUACUUUUAUCGCAGUCUUUUAUGUUUGGUUGCAGUCCAUUUCAUAAACUUUCUAAUAAUUUCGUAUUUCGUAAACUAAUGAGAAAUCUGAUGAAUGAAAGAAGCCUCUGGACAUGUUAGUGCGAAAUUUGUCAUGGUCGGC
Molecule: messenger RNA, 2925 nt
Organism: Oldenlandia corymbosa var. corymbosa
Lineage: Eukaryota; Viridiplantae; Streptophyta; Magnoliopsida; Gentianales; Rubiaceae
Source: the annotation of a GenBank genome assembly